Molecule: messenger RNA, 900 nt
Organism: Colletotrichum scovillei
Lineage: Eukaryota; Fungi; Ascomycota; Sordariomycetes; Glomerellales; Glomerellaceae
Product: short chain dehydrogenase/reductase
Exons: 4
Coding region: 1-900 (299 amino acids)
Biological process (GO): phosphatidic acid biosynthetic process; triglyceride catabolic process
Cellular component (GO): endoplasmic reticulum; lipid droplet
Molecular function (GO): acylglycerone-phosphate reductase (NADP+) activity; triacylglycerol lipase activity
Source: RefSeq, a predicted model, not a curated record
AUGGAUCCACGUCCUCGCCAGAAGACAGUCCUCGUAACAGGAUGUUCGCCGGGCGGUAUCGGCCAUGCGCUGUGUCAGACGUUCCGAAAGCAAGGACUCCAUGUCAUCGCGACAGCUCGCAAAGAAGAUGUCAUUCACGAACUAGUUGCCGAGGGCUUUGACGCGCUGCAGUUGGAUGUGACAAGCGAGGAGAGCAUAGUUGCCUGCCACAAGCAAGUCCAAGGUAUAACCGGAGGCAAGUUGGAUAUCCUAGUCAACAACGCUGGACGGAUUCACAUCUCCCCCGCCACCGAUCUAUCCAUCCCAGACGUCCGCGCGACCUUCGAGACAAACGUCUUUGGCGUGAUGGCAAUGGUCAAAGCCUUCGCGGACCACCUCAUCGCGGCCCAAGGCCUCAUCAUCAACGUCUCCUCCUGCGCCGCCGUGACGCCGUACAUGUUUGCAUCGGUCUACUGCGCCAGCAAAGGCGCCAUCGCGAGCUACAGCCGCACGCUGCGACAGGAGCUGCGGCCGUUUGGGGUCCGCGUCAUGGUUGUUGUGGCGGGCACCGUCAAGUCGAGAAUCGCGGACAAGCCGCAGCCCAGUCUUGCGCUGGAGUCGCUUUACGCGAGGAUGGGCGGUUUGUAUGAGCGAUACGUACACCUGAGUCAGGAGGAGGGGGCAACGGAUACGGAGGUUUUCGCAGAGGAUGUGGUCGGUAAUGCUUUGAGGCCUGAGAGCUGGUUUCUGGGGCGGCCGGACUGGUUGUGGUGCGGUGGUAUGUCGAGGAAGAUAUGGUGGGCGUUACAACUUUUUGGGGAAUGGGUGAUUGAUUGGCAGACUUGGAAGAUGUUUGGACUGGAGAAAUUGCAGAGGAUAGUCCAGGAUGAGAGAUUCGCGAAUGGUCCAAAGCGCGACUGA